This is a messenger RNA of Letharia columbiana, 270 nucleotides long. RefSeq lists its product as uncharacterized. The coding region runs from base 1 to 270 and encodes 89 amino acids. NCBI's taxonomy places the organism in Eukaryota, Fungi, Ascomycota, Lecanoromycetes, Lecanorales, Parmeliaceae. The record is from RefSeq and is a predicted model, not a curated record. The transcript has 2 exons.
AUGCCUUUCACUCAUAACCACGACGACUUUCAAGCCACGGAGCCUUUCGAGACGCCUCGUAACCAUGACCAUGACGACUUCGAGGACAACCAGUCUUCCGAGGGGCUCGUCGCGGAUCCAGGUGUCCCUACAUUUGUUCUCCGCGCAGGCUUAGGUGAUCCACGUGGCGCGCCUAUGCCCGGCGUUAAGUGCCCACGUUGUGCCGAGAAAGGCAUUGAGCAGUGGGUGCUUCCCGGCAAGCAUUGCCCUCGUUGCAGUCAGCCCUGCUGA